GUACCAAACCCCCCUGCUCCGGCGGGGGUGGGUGCGAUCGGAAAGUGACGGAGCGCCGGGACCCGUCGGCUCCAGCCCAUCCUGCGGCCGGCGGAGAGAGCCCGGCGGGGAGAGCACGGGGGCGGCGGCGCCGCGGAUUAACACUAAAGCCCCACAAUGUCCUUGAAACCACGAGUAGUUGACUUUGAUGAAACAUGGAACAAACUUCUAACAACAAUUAAAGCUGUUGUUAUGUUGGAUUAUGUUGAAAGAGCAACGUGGAAUGAUCGCUUCUCAGACAUUUAUGCUUUGUGUGUGGCCUAUCCUGAACCUCUUGGAGAGAGACUUUAUACUGAGACUAAAAUUUUUUUGGAGAAUCAUGUACGCCAUUUGCACAAGAGAGUUCUGGAAGCUGAAGAACAAGUACUGGUUAUGUAUCACAGAUACUGGGAAGAGUAUAGCAAAGGGGCAGACUAUAUGGACUGUUUAUACAGGUACCUCAACACACAGUUUAUUAAGAAGAACAAACUGACUGAAGCUGAUCUUCAGUAUGGUUAUGGAGGGGUGGAUAUGAAUGAACCUUUGAUGGAAAUUGGAGAGCUAGCUCUUGAUAUGUGGAGAAAAUUAAUGAUUGAGCCACUGCAGGCCAUCCUUAUUCGGAUGCUCCUCCGAGAAAUAAAAAACCCAAGCACUCCUCCUACAAGGCAAGCUGAAUAUCAACUUAAGCAUUUUUGUUUCAACACAACAGGAAGCCGACAAGAUCUUGAAUUUGAUCGCUGUGGAGAAGACCCAAACCAGAAAGUAAUCCAUGGGGUUAUUAACUCCUUUGUUCAUGUUGAACAGUAUAAGAAAAAAUUCCCCCUAAAGUUUUAUCAGGAAAUUUUUGAGUGUCCUUUUCUGAAUGAAACAGGGGAGUAUUAUAAACAAGAAGCUUCAAACUUAUUGCAAGAGUCAAAUUGCUCGCAGUACAUGGAGAAGGUUUUAGGUAGAUUAAAAGAUGAAGAAAUGCGAUGUCGGAAGUACUUGCAUCCCAGUUCGUAUGUCAAAGUGAGUCAUGAAUGCCAACAGAGGAUGGUAGCUGAUCACUUGCAGUUUCUACAUGCAGAAUGUCACAAUAUUAUCAGACAAGAGAAAAGAAAUGACAUGGCAAAUAUGUAUACUCUACUUCGUGCUGUGUCAAGUGGUUUACCUCAUAUGAUUCAGGAACUACAAAACCAUAUCUAUGAUGAGGGCCUUAGAGCAACCAGCAAUCUUUCUCAGGAAAACAUGCCAACUCAGUUUGUGGAGUCAGUUUUGGAAGUACAUAGUAAAUUUGUUCAACUCAUCAACACUGUUUUGAAUGGUGAUCAACACUUUAUGAGUGCCCUUGAUAAGGCUUUGACAUCAGUAGUCAACUAUCGGGAGCCCAAGUCGAUCUGCAAAGCACCUGAGUUGCUGGCCAAAUACUGUGACAACUUGUUAAAGAAAUCAGCAAAAGGAAUGACAGAGAAUGAAGUUGAAGACAAGCUGACAAGUUUCAUUACUGUUUUCAAAUACAUUGAUGACAAAGAUGUAUUCCAAAAGUUCUAUGCCAGAAUGUUGGCAAAAAGAUUAAUUCAUGGUUUGUCUAUGUCUAUGGAUUCUGAAGAAGCAAUGAUAAAUAAACUAAAGCAAGCCUGUGGUUAUGAAUUUACCAGCAAGCUCCAUCGAAUGUAUACAGACAUGAGUGUUAGUGCUGAUCUCAACAAUAAAUUCAACAACUUUAUCAAAAACCAGGACACAGUCAUUGAUUUGGGAAUUAGUUUUCAGAUAUAUGUUCUACAGGCUGGUGCAUGGCCUCUAACUCAGGCUCCUUCUUCUACAUUUGCAAUUCCUCAGGAACUGGAAAAAAGUGUACAGAUGUUUGAAUUAUUUUACAGUCAGCAUUUUAGUGGAAGGAAGCUUACUUGGUUACAUUAUCUUUGUACAGGUGAAGUAAAAAUGAAUUAUUUGUGCAAACCUUAUGUAGCCAUGGUCACAACAUACCAAAUGGCAGUGUUGCUUGCCUUCAACAACAGUGAGACUGUCAGUUACAAGGAGCUUCAGGACAGUACACAAAUGAAUGAGAAGGAACUGACAAAAACCAUCAAAUCUCUGCUUGAUGUCAAAAUGAUCAACCAUGACUCAGACAAGGAAGAUAUAGAGGCAGAGUCUACGUUUUCAUUAAAUAUGAACUUCAGCAGUAAACGAACAAAGUUUAAAAUUACUACAUCAAUGCAGAAAGACACACCCCAGGAGAUGGAGCAGACCAGAAGUGCUGUAGAUGAAGACAGGAAAAUGUAUCUUCAAGCUGCUAUAGUCCGUAUCAUGAAGGCACGUAAAGUGCUGCGACAUAAUGCUCUUAUUCAGGAGGUAAUUAGCCAAUCAAGAGCUAGGUUUAACCCAAGUAUCAGCAUGAUUAAGAAGUGUAUUGAAGUCCUGAUAGACAAACAGUACAUAGAGCGAAGCCAGGCCUCUGCAGAUGAAUACAGUUAUGUAGCAUGAUGUUGCUGUCCUGCAGGUAUGAUUGUAAGGAGAUCAUUGCUGUCACUGUUUGGUGUGUUCCUGUGGGACGAGGCAGGCCUGUGCCUCCAUAAUUGGUCACUUGGCAGCCCCUGUUUUUCUGCUGUUUACAACAUCACCAGUGCCAUGUCAUGAGCGUCAAUGAAAAUGCCUAUAGAUAUUUCAAGCUCAUGUCAUUACGACAUUUCUUAAAACUUUACUAAAAGAAUGAGUGAAGUAUUGCUGAAAUGUGGAGAAUUGGUUGGGUACCAUGCUUUUUUUUUUCCCCCCCUCCCCUUUCACGUUUGCAGUUGAUGUUUUUUAAUGUAUCUUAAGACAAAGUAAAAAAAAAAAAUCACACAAAAAACCUAAAUAUUGUAAUAUGACAGAUAACCUAAUAAUUGUAUCUACAUUAAAAUGUAAAAAAAUGACGAACAUGAUACUGCUGCUUGUCAAAUAAAAAAAUAAAGUUAUAUAAUGUGUCUGGAAUGAUUGUAGAGCUGGAUAUAGCAUUAAUGUCUGUAAAUAUUAUUCAGGCCUGAAGAGUAGAAAUAAUGUUACAUGUUUCGGUUUUGGACAACCUCAGAAGUAGGUCUGACAUAACAACUAAUUUAUAUAAAACUGAAUACCGGGUAUGUCAUGUUUGAUGUGAUUAUAAAAAGUAUUUAUGGUUAAGUGCACAUCUUGUUUUCUUGAGAUUAGGCUAAUUUACAUUCUCAGUGCCUGAAGGCCUCCCCUGUGUCUGUUAAUCCCACACUGCAGGAAUACGUUACAAGAGAAAAUAAACUGACGUUUGAGGGAAUUUAAGUGGUGUAGUUCACAAACAGUUAGGAAUAGUUAUCAUGGACAUCAAAGAUAGAGUUCAAUGGCUUGUGAAACCACCUUCUUAAUGGAAAAGCAUACAGCAGACUGGUAACUGAAAAAUGUUUUUUCUCCAGUGUAUUAGGUAGAAACACUACAUGGAUGGGUAUCUAUGUUUGUUUCCACAUAAACUCAUACUGCUUGUUUCUUGUUUUCCUGCCUGACUCCUAUGGUUGUUUUUAUCAUGUUUUGUUUUCCUCUGCCCCAAUUAGAUUUCCAGCUGUUGGGGUGAGACAAGAAAUCCACAGGCUAUUUCAUGUCCUGUGUUGUUCAUCAGGGUUGGCAUGGUGACUGUUCACUCUCAAACAAGCAAACUAUAAUUUUAAAAGGUACUAAUUCUACCCCUGGAAGUGAAUGGAAUUUAAGAGCAUUGAGAGUUUGAACGCACUGAAUGCCUGCUGCAGAAAAGAGCUUCCUCAUGGCUAUGCCUGCAAUUAUGAUUGACAGGAUAAAUAUUAAGUUUAAAUGUUCUAUUUUUGCCAGAUUUAUUUGUGUGCAUAUAAAAAUACAUAUGUAGAUAUUUACUAUUUGCAAUAUUUUUUUAGAUUGUGUAGUAUCACCUACUAAAAAUCCAUACAUCAAGAACUAAUUUUAAAGAAAAAAAAACCUUUGGAGGGAGCUUUUUACUCCUCUUUUCUUUUUCUAGUUCUUCACUAGAAAGAAAGGUUUCUCUCCAACUCUCAGAUUGUUGCUGUCUCUUAUUUCUUAAGUGGUAUUGCAUUCAUAUGCUAUCUAGAGGAUAUAGGAAACUUUCUAUGGUUAACUAGGAAAUGCAUCAAGAAGUGGUGCUAUGUUUUUCUGAUAUGAAUUUUGCUAAGGAUGAAUAAAGGGCAAUAAACAAUAAAGGACAGUAAAUAUUGCUUCCAUAUUUAUGGUGUUUUAUCCCACUACACUAAGAUCUAGAUUUUUUACAUGGAUUUAUGUCUUAAAGAAGUGAGGUUUUUUAACUGAUUGUAAUAUGGUGCAGUAAAUCAUUGUCUCAAGUGUUAGUUUAGAUUUGUCUCUGUGUGGUGGGAGACAGCACAGGUACUUAUACUGUCACCACGUGUAGUAAACAGGAGAUACAUCAGCAUAGAUUUUGACUGACUUUAAUUUAUUUCUGUGUGGAGCAUUUCUGUGCUUUAUAAAAAAAAUUAAUUCAAUACAUCUUAGGACAAAAAAGAGGGGCAAUAUUCUAUUGCAUAAUACAAAAAAGGGGAAGAAUACUGCCUGAAUGCUGAAUUAUCAGAUCCUUUCUCCAGAAAACAAACUAACACUGACACCAAAGUGUCUGGAAACAAAUGUGUUUUAUCUUGUACCUUGUAUUUGAGUCAACAGAUCUUAAGCUUGUUUAUAAAAGGGUUAAUAGAAGCUUUAUUUAAAUAUAGAUUGCAGUAGCAAAAUUUUGAGGCUGAGUUUGAAGAAGUCUUGACCAAUUUAUUUUAAGAAUCAUAUCAUAGACAACACAAGAAGUUCACUGUUCUAGCCCAAAUGUGCAAAGUUUUAGCAUUACCUUAUCUCUGAAUUUUUGUAUACCUAAACCAUCAAAAGUAGUAUUUUGGCUUUUAGAUAAGCAUGCUGCUGAGUUGAGACAUGUUUAGUGAGUUAAAAAUAUUAAUCUAUUUCAGUGCAGUUGGCAUCCCCAGACACACAAAGUCAGUGUUUUCAGUGCCUCUUAGGAAAUGUGGUUAUAGCUGGGAAACAUUUUGAAUUCUUCUUUAUAAAUCACACCUUCUCCAUCAGGAAGAAGGUAGUGCAAAAUUCAGACCCCUGUAGCUGGGUUAUGUCACUGAAAUCAUUGCUGGCACACAGAGAUGCAGUUUAUAGUGUAGAACUUCAGCCUGGCAACCAAUACCUCUGGCAAGUGUAGGUUCAAAAUAUAAAGUGCUAAUGGGUAUUAACAUGAGGGGCAAAUUGUAAAAAGAGAAGAUAGCCAAAAAUGCCAUAGUUUUAAUAUUUUACUAGAACAAGCUGGUGUAACUGUACUGCUUUUUUUGUUUGUUUGUCAUAAGCCCUUUGACAUGUAUGACCUGCUGGUAUAUAGGAAGCCAUACAGCUGAGUCUGGAAACAAUGGUUUCAUACAUCUCAUACAUCCCUAAUAUCAAAAUGCACUUUACCUCUGGUAUUGAGCACUACUGAUCAUUCUUACACUAACUGAAAAGGUAUUUCUGUGAUGUUUUAAUUUGUCUUGAGAUUGAUUGUCUAGUUCUAGGAAAGAAAAGUAUGUCCCUGCAUUUUAGUGUGUUUAUACACACAAGGCAGUCAGAGCUAUGAAAGAUAUUUAAUCUCCAUAACAUAAACUGUUUGCAAAGCAGAGAGUAUCAUUACUUUCAAUGAGUACAUCACCUUUCCAAAAAGCAGAGUACAAAACUGUUCAAUGGAGAAAUAAAUUUUAUAAACUGAUGUCUUUCAGUUAUGCUUAGAAAGACAUGUCUUAUCCUUUAAAAAGUUGACUUUAAAAACAAGUGCUGCAACACAGUAUUGAUUAUUGAGUAUAAAUUCUUUGUACCCUAGGACAAAUAUUUUAGGACCAUCCUUGCUUUUUACAAACAUGGUAAGUACUUAGAGUUAAUUAAUCUAAUAUAUCACGAUACAUGCUUUAUUUUUCAAAGCCUGCUUUUAUUUCUCACACCUAAAAUCCUUUCCACCUUUUGUGUUUCCCUACAAAUUACUUCCACCAUUCAUGUCUACACUCUUUUUAGGACCCCUGUGACUGAAAGCUGAGUGGUGAUUUAAGCAAAACUGAAAUAGUCACGUUUGGUUGUUUUGGCUGGAGUAGGAAGCAGCUGACAUUAACACCAUCAUAAGUUCUUCCUUCUCAGCUGGGGAAAGUGCUGGGCACAUGCAUUACUAGUCUGCUACAGUAUCAGGUACAAACUACGCUUGAACCACGGGUGAACUUGGUGUACGUGAACCCUUUUCUAGAGCUUCUGAAUUAGCUAGAAAUCUCUGGUAUUUUACAGAGGAGUGCUAUACCAGCUUUGUGUGUCCUUCCUUCCACUCUUCCACUGAGAUAAAUAAAAUCACACACUGGUGUUCUGUAAAAUUUGCUCUCCAAAUCUUUGAUGUAGUUGUAUACAUGUAUACAUUGUAUACCAUGAACAGAAAAUCAUGUAUUUUAGGACUACAGAAAGUAAUGUACGACAGAACACUUGCCAAUGUCUGUUAGCCACUGGCAAAGUUGACAAAGGCAUCAGUUCUUUCAGUCUGACUCUUAUCCAACCAAAGAUUCGAUACAUUAGUGUUUACAGGAGGAAUGGAUGCAUAAGGAGAUUGUUACGCAUGUUGCCAUCUGAAAGAGGCCUUGUUCUUAACAUAAUCAUUGAAUGGCAAACGCUGUAAUUAUCACCUUUUCAUGGAAGCUGGUGCUUCUGAUGUGUGUCAAAGAGGCUUUUUCCAGCAGCUGAGAUCAGUAGCAGCGUAGCUGUCAACAGUUAGUAAAGAGGACUGAUGUGAGGGCAGUCUUGAAACUUGGCAGGUUGCUGUUGCCCGUCUUUUAACGUUGGUUAUAUAAUUUAUAACCUACUAGAUGUAUAUGAUAAAAAGUGCAGUACUUCUCUGGUAGUAUUUCACAUUAUAUUGAACAGUUUCAGUUGAGUUUCAAAAGAUGUACUUGGUCUGUUUUCUUAAAAACUCUAUGCAUGGAUCCAUUUUCCUUUCUUCUUUCCAGUCACCAGCUCAAUAGAAUUUGUGAUCAUCAAAACCUGAGUUUGAGAGAAUAAAAAAAAAAAUGUCUGAAACUCA
Molecule: messenger RNA, 7063 nt
Organism: Corvus hawaiiensis (hawaiian crow)
Lineage: Eukaryota; Metazoa; Chordata; Aves; Passeriformes; Corvidae
Gene: CUL2
Product: cullin 2
Exons: 22
Coding region: 157-2481 (774 amino acids)
Biological process (GO): protein ubiquitination; SCF-dependent proteasomal ubiquitin-dependent protein catabolic process
Cellular component (GO): SCF ubiquitin ligase complex; Cul2-RING ubiquitin ligase complex
Molecular function (GO): ubiquitin protein ligase binding
Source: RefSeq, a predicted model, not a curated record